Gryllus bimaculatus (two-spotted cricket) is the source of this 609-nucleotide messenger RNA. Lineage: Eukaryota; Metazoa; Arthropoda; Insecta; Orthoptera; Gryllidae. The record is from the annotation of a GenBank genome assembly.
AUGAAAUUUUUUGUUAAUGAACAAGUUUGUUACAUUUACUCCGAACCACUUGUCCUUGAUCACGGCGUACCCUUAAGGCAUCUUGGCGUCGGCGUCGGCGCGUGCGCAGGCUACUUCCGCGUGACGUACGACGACGAGAACUGGCGGCGGCUGGCGGAGGCGCUGUCGCAGCGCCUGGACAUCCACUGGCUGAACCGCGCGCAGCUGCUGGACGACGCGUUCGCCCUGGCGCGCGCGGGCCCGCUCUCCUACCAGCAGCUGUUCGCGCUCACCGACUACCUCUCCCUGGAGAACGAGUACCCGCCCUGGGCGGCGGCGCUGGGCGGCUUCGCCUACCUCGACCGCAUGCUCACCCCGCACCCGCGCUACCACCGCUUCCAGGCGAAGCAGCAGCGCCCCCACGAAGCCCUGUCCGCGCGUGCGCAGGCGUACGUGCUGCACCUGCUGAGCGACGUGUACGACGGCUACGCCUUCAAGCAGCGCGCAGAGCACUCGGAGCGGCUGCUGGCGGCGGCGGUGACGGCGCGCGCCUGCGCCAUGGGCCACCAGGGCUGCCGCGACACGGCGGUCCACCUGCUGGAGCAGGACCUCUUCAGCGGCGCUAGGUGA